This is a messenger RNA of Ostrea edulis (European flat oyster), 3501 nucleotides long. Its product is annotated as choline-phosphate cytidylyltransferase B-like. Gene Ontology annotation, molecular function: choline-phosphate cytidylyltransferase activity; phosphatidylcholine binding. Gene Ontology annotation, biological process: CDP-choline pathway. Bases 119 to 1984 code for a protein of 621 amino acids. NCBI's taxonomy places the organism in Eukaryota, Metazoa, Mollusca, Bivalvia, Ostreida, Ostreidae. The transcript is spliced from 16 exons. The record is from RefSeq and is a predicted model, not a curated record.
UCUACUCGGGAUAUAAAAUUCCUUUAUGAACGGUUCUCGAUGUAGAAUUUUCUGCGCGCGCAGUUACUUAUUUACGUUUUUCUCAUUAGGAUCAAGGAGAGUAGAUUGAUCAACUAAGAUGGCAUCAUCAUUAGAGAUUGCCAAAGCUGGCUGGCUAUGGAGACAGAGCUCAAUUUUGAAAAGAUGGAAAAAGGAGUGGUUUGUGCUGUACCAAAAUGGUGAUCUACGUUAUUUUGAAAGUCCCAAUAGCCAUGAAUCGGAGGCUCGAAUUAUUGUUCCUGGUGUCUGUAAAUGCAUCACUACUGGCUGUUCGGUGGAUGCUGCACCUCCUGAUAAAAAAUCAAAGGACUGUUUGCUGCGUCUGGUGAUAAAGGAUGGGGAAAUGAAACUGUGUGCUGAAGACCCUGAUGAUAUGAGAGCUUGGCAGAUUGCAUUGGAGGAAGCUCGGACAAUGCAAAUUAACUCUGGAAACCCACCUCCGUAUUCUGCAAGAGUGAUGUACCCUGGUCAACAAGAAAUUCGUCACCAUUAUCCUGUACAAGUAGGAGGCCCAUCCAACAUUGUGUAUACCACUCAGUACCCUAGUACUGGGGGCUACCCAGGACAGAUCAUAGCUCUGCCAGAUGGAACUCAAGUGAUGAGACCGGCUAAUGUGGUGUAUGUGGAUGACCCAUACUAUAACCGCCGUCGCUAUGACUCCUCAGAUGUGGCGCUUGGUGUGGUGGCUGGGGCAGCAGUAGGCUCCAUGAUGUGGGGACCACUUCUGUGGUGUUUAUCUCACACCUUUACUAUGACUUCCCCAUUUUAUUCACAUAAGUCAUCAGUGUCACUUGCAUGUUUACAUUUACAAGACAAGUAUUUAGAGAUGCCAUUGAAGAGGAGAAGAAUCAGAGAAAGCCACAUCGCUAUGAGCACAAGAAAGCGGAACAGAAACGGUGAUGUCAUCGGAAAUGAGGCAAGUCACAAUACAAAAUCAGCAAAGACUCUUGGGUCCAAGGAAACCGCUCGUCCCAGAAAACAAGUCCAGCUGGCAUUGAGUAAGCCUGCCCCGUUUUCACAUGAUGAAGAGGCUGUGGCAGAAAAUGAGAACUGUGACUAUUCCAUCAAAAUUAGCCUGGAAAUGGCCAAAUCUGGAAAAGCUCCCAGACCAGUGAGAGUGUAUGCUGAUGGAAUAUACGACAUGUUCCACUCGGGCCAUGCCAGACAGCUGAUGCAGGUCAAAAUGGCUGUACCAAAUGCCUAUCUUAUCAUUGGAGUUUGUGAUGAUGAUUUGACACACAAGAUGAAAGGACGUACAGUAAUGAAUGAUACAGAGCGAUACGAGGCAGUGCGACACUGUCGAUAUGUGGACGAACUCCUCACUGGUGCUCCCUGGACUGUCACAGAGGAUUUUCUAGAAAAACACAAGAUUGACUUUGUGGCACAUGAUGAUUUGCCAUAUGGAGCAGGAAAUACAGAGGACAUCUAUAAAGGCCUUAAAGAAAAGGGAAUGUUUCUUGCAACACAGAGAACAGAGGGCAUAUCAACAACUGAUGUAAUAGCAAGAAUCAUCAAAGAUUAUGAUCUUUACGUCAGAAGAAAUCUCAGUCGUGGCUACUCUGCCAAGGAACUUAAUGUCAGUUACAUGAAGGAAAAGAGAAUACAGUUUGAGUCCAACUUGAAUUCCAUCAAAGACAAGGGAAAAGAACUAAUAGACAAGACCAAAGACAAGGGACAAGAACUCUUACACAGUUGGGAGGAAAAGUCUAAGGACUUCAUAGGAAACUUUUUAUUGAUGUUUGGCAGAGAUGGUAGACUGUCAACUUGGAUUCGUGCCAUCUCUCCUCCUAACAGCCCCACUCCUGAGGAAGAGGAAGGGGAGGAAGAGGAUGGUGAAGUGGAGGAUUACUUUAAUACCUCUAAAUCAUUUGACCUCGCUGCUAGCCCCCCUUCCAAGAAGGGGCGCAAGUCACCCUCUGAAGAACAGACCCAGGAAGGGUCCUAACUGCUGCCCCAUGUUAGAUAAACUGUAUUGCACCAGAAUUAUGUGAAGCUAUCUGUGUUUGGGCAAUAGAGAGAAUAUAUAUUCACUUCUGACUGUUUUCCUACUGAAGAUUUUGUACUUUGUACGGUUGGUAAAUAGGCCAUCUGAAAUAAAGCCUGCGUUAUAGAUCAACGGUGCACAUUGCUUUUAUGAAAGUUUGCCAAACCAAAACGCAAACAAUUUUCAUAAUGAUAAAAUAACCAAAAUGAAAAAUAUUUUCAUAUGUAAGUAUACAGUUUUUAGUAUGAAAAUUCAAUUGUUGAUAUUUGUAACCCUAUGGUACAGAUAUAAUACAUGUACUUGUUACUCAAAUUUUUAGCAACCACAGUGCUUGACUCUCUAUUCCUUUGAUAGUUUGGUUGGUAGUCAGUUGGUUUACACUUAACAGAUAUUAAAUAGAUAUUCUAUCAAAACAUAUUUAAUGUUUUUGGUUAUAUCCCCCUCCUUACCAAGCUUUAGAAAAGUUCACUAGACAUAAAAUGUAGACUUUAUUUUGGAUGGACUUUCGUCGUCAUUAGUCAACUGUCUUUGUAUAACAUGGAUAUUUUUCAUUAAGAGCAAUCUUGCCAGUCAGAGCUUUUACGCAUGUCAUGUUAACAUUUAAUCAAGAUUUUUACAGGAAUAUUUAUUGUUUUGUUGUUGGUUCCUUUCUGUGUCAAACAAGACUUUGUAUUGUGUCAUUUCAAAAUGUACAUGUGUUCUUGUGAAUAUUCUGUGAUAAAGUUAUAUCUAUAUAUCUAUUGAACAAGUCCUCCUUUAGCAAUAUAGUCUGUACCGUUGUGCCAGUGUGUCUGUUAUGAAGAAAUGUGGGUUUUUUUUUUACUGAUAACUGAAAAUCAGGAGAAUGUAAAUUUACCAUUUGUAGUAGAAAAUGUUUAAUGAUUGCUACGAAUCUUAGUAUUGUAAAUGUUUCAUGUAACCUGUCUAUGUAAUGUUGAAAAUGAUGUAACUUUCUGUCCUGUUAAACCGAUACAAAUUUAGCACUGCUAUGAUCAUGUUCUUAGCCUGUUAACUGAUCAGAGAGAGGGACAGUUUUACACAACUGACUGACCUCCCUGCUAUUAAUUUUUGUUGUAUCAGUAUUUUUGGUUUUGUAUUUGUGUAGACAAAUCCUAUUUGUAUUAUCAGUGUUAAUCAUAGUCAUCACUGUUACUGAUAUUUGUUUUUAGUGACUAGUCAGAUAUAUACAUUUUUUUCUACAAAGUUACAAGAAUUUGACUUUUAUACUCUGCUUAUAUUUAUAAUUAUCAUUAAGUAGAGAUCUGAUAGAUAGAAAUAUACAAAUUCUGAGAAAUCAGCUCUUCUGUGAUGGAGGUAUGCUCGUUAUUCUAUUGAACAUUUGGAUGGAUAUAGGGUGUAUGCAUACAGGUAUGUUACAAACAACUUUUGUAGAUGAUAAUAAAAAAAUAAUUACAAAAGCAUAAAUUUUGUUUAUAUCAGCAAGUGGUAUACAUUAAAAAGAAUUUGAUUACAUUUAA